This is a messenger RNA of Stomoxys calcitrans (stable fly), 1543 nucleotides long. RefSeq lists its product as uncharacterized. Bases 17 to 1333 code for a protein of 438 amino acids. The transcript has a single exon. The record is from RefSeq and is a predicted model, not a curated record. Lineage: Eukaryota; Metazoa; Arthropoda; Insecta; Diptera; Muscidae. Gene Ontology annotation, molecular function: nucleic acid binding. Gene Ontology annotation, biological process: DNA integration.
CAGGAAGGGUUCUUCUAUGGGUCAUGUGGAUAUGUUAAGCAGAUGUAUAGAAAAGGAAAUAUCCCCUCAUGUGGGAUGUAACAUGAUUUGCUCUGUAGAUUCGAAUCAACUCGAUGUCCAAAUUCAACUGACCCAAGCUAGAGAUCCUGUUAUUAAGGACUUAUGUAAACGUUUGGAAAAGGAAGAGAUAUGUGAUUUUGACCUAAUAGACGGUCUCUUAUUUAAGAAAGUGGGUGCAACCGUUUGUUUAUAUGUCCCAAAGGAAAUGGAAGAUAAUGUGAUAAGAAUGAUACAUGAGAAGCUUGGACACCUGGGGACAGAUAAAUGUUAUUAUAAGAUUAGAGAGAAUUUUUGGUUCCCAGACAUGCGCAAUAAGAUAGAUAGCUUCAUUAAGAAUUGUAUAAAAUGUAUCAUUUAUGCUGCUCCAGCUAGAAUAAACCAACAGAACAUGUACAGCAUUCCAAAGGUGGCGGAGCCAUUCGAUACGAUACACGUGGAUCACUUCGGACCACUUCCAUCAUUAAAAUCGAAAAGAAAACACAUUUUAGUGGUAGUUGAUUCUUUUACAAAAUUUGUUCGACUUUAUCCUGUAAAUUCGACGAGCACUAAGGAGGUUUGUUGUUCUCUCGAAAAGUAUUUUAGUUAUUACAGUAGACCAAGACGCCUAAUCUCGGACAGAGGAUCAUGUUUUACGUCAUUGGAGUUUUCUGAAUUCAUUUUGAAAAAUAAUAUUAAUCAUGUUAAGGUGGCGGUUGCCUCUCCACAAGCAAAUGGGCAGGUUGAGCGUGUAAAUCGUAUUAUUAAGUCCAUGUUGAGCAAAUUGAGUGACCCAAUAGAUCAUUCCGAUUGGUCAUUGAAAUUGUCCCAGGUGGAAUAUGCUAUCAAUAACUGUGUUCACAGUUCUACAAAGGAAACCCCAGCGAAGUUACUCUUUGGAACGAAUCAACGAGGGGUGGUGGUAGAUAAGCUGUCGGAAUAUCUAGAUAAGAAAAUUUGUAAUGAGGAGAAACUAAAUUUGAGGGAUAUGAGGGUUAAGGCAUUGAAUUCUAUACAGCGAUCUCAGAACUACAACGAAUUAUACUUUUCCAAACAUCAUGAACCGGCAAAACGUUACGAUGAGGGUGAUUAUGUUGUUAUUAUGAAUAUUGACAAUACAGUUGGGAAGAAUAAGAAAUUUUGUGAAAAAUAUCGUGGUCCCUACAUUAUUGAAAAAGUAUUAGAUAAUGAUCGCUACGUUGUGAGAGAUGUUGACAAUUGUCAACUGACACAGAUCCCAUAUAAGGGUAUAAUUGAAGCAAAGCGACUUCGGAAAUGGUUGACACCUAGGUUAUAGAUUUAUGUUAUUGGUCACACUUAUAUAAUAUACACAAUUUUUAUAUCAUGAUUGUGGGCAAUCAUAUUGUCAGGUUGGCCGAACUGUAAUAUGAUAACUUGUUAUACUCGUAUUUAUAAGAAACUUUUGAUGAAACUAAGUAGACUAGCUUGUUCCUUUAAUGUUGUUUGUUUGAAAAAUAUAAUAAAAAGAGUCAGUUUGUUGACAGAA